AUGAGUUCUUCGCUAGAGCACAAAACAUCGAGCUCUCGUUCAGGCUCUGUUUCUGGCUCCAACUUGGAUGAAAAAGCCCCAGUUUACGACGAUAAAAACUCACAUUUCAAUGACAAUACCACCAACGAUGUCGUUGAGCAAGCCGUCGAAGCACCCAAAUCAAUCGGUGUUAUUAAGGCAGAAUUGUUAGCAGAACAAUGGAAACACACCUUUUGGUACAAACUCGUCUUGUUGUUCUCCGCAUUCCUCGUUGGUUACGCAUACGGUUUGGACUCACAAACCAGAUACGUUUAUACCGCUUACGCAACUGCGUCAUGGAGUGAACAUUCAUUGUUGACCACCGUGAAUGCCAUCACCGCUUUAACUGCCGCUGCCGCACAACCAGUUUACGCAAGAUUAUCUGACGUGUUUGGCCGUUUGGAAUUGUUUAUUGUUGCUGUAUUAUUUUACGUUGUCGGAACAAUUAUCGAAUCCCAAUCACCAACCAUUAACGCAUAUGUUGCAGGUGCUGUAUUGUACCAAAUUGGAUACAGUGGUAUCAUUAUGGUGUUGUUGUUUAUCCUUUCAGACUUUUCAAGUUUGAGAUGGAGAUUAUACUUCUCAUUGUGUCCCUCGUUCCCAUUUAUCAUCAACACCUGGAUUUCAGGUAAUGUUACCGAGGCAGUUGGUACCAACUGGGGAUGGGGUAUCGGUAUGUGGGCAUUUAUCUUGCCCUUGGCUUGUAUCCCAUUCCUUUGCUGCAUGAUCCACAUGAGAUGGCUUGCUGGUAAAACCGAGGAAUGGAAGGUGUUUAAACAAAGACAAACCAAGUUCCAAGAAUUGGGAUUUGUUGGAUUUAUCAAAUACUUGUUUUGGAGAUUGGAUGUCAUUGGUCUUAUCUUGAUGGUUGUUUCCUUGGGUUGUCUUUUGAUCCCAUUGACUCUUGCCGGUGGUACACAAGAGAAAUGGAAACAAGGCAACAUCAUUGCCCCAAUUGUAAUUGGUGCCGUGCUCAUCAUAGUAUUUUGCGUUUGGGAAAACUUUGCCAAAGACCCAAUCUUACCCUUGUCAUUGAUGAAGGACCGUGGUAUUUGGUCAGGUGCAGUAAUUUCCUUCUUGUUUGACUUUGUCUAUGCCGUUGAGGCAAGUUUCCUUUACACAGUGUUGAUUGUUGCCGUUAACGAGUCAAUGAAAUCAGCAACCAGAAUCUCCAGUGUCUCAUCCUUUGCUAGUGUGGUGUGUGGAUUUUUCUUUGGUUUAUUCGUUGCUUACUUCCGUCACAUGAAACCAUUCAUCAUCUUUGGUUGUUCCUUGUGGAUGGUUGCAUUUGGUCUUAUGUACAAUUACAGAUCAACCUUGUCCGCACACGCUGGUAUAAUUGGUGCUAUGGUGGUGAUGGGUAUCGGUACCGGUUUCUUCACUUACCCAAUCACCGUCAGUGCCCAAAGUUGUGUUAGCCACGAACACAUGGCUGUGGUUACUUCUGCAUUGUACACACUUUACAGAGUUGGUUACGCCGUUGGUGCCUCCGUUGCAGGCGCAAUUUGGUCUCAAACCUUGUUCAAGAAAUUGUCUGAACACUUACCAACAGACCUUGCUACCAGCGUCUACUCUGACCCAUACACAUUUGCAAGCACUUAUGCAUGGGGAACUGACGAAAGAGAAGGUGCCGUUAAGGCAUAUGGUGAAGUGCAAAGAAUCUUGAUGAUUGUGUGUCUUUGUUUCGUUGCACCAAUGAUUCUUUCUGCAUUCUUCUUGAGAGACCACGAGUUGACUAGAGAGCAAUCGUUGGAACAAGUUGAAGAAAAAGAAAAACAAGAAACCUUAGGUGGAUUCUUUGAGAACUUUGGAAGAACCAGAGCUGAACGUGUUUAA
This is a messenger RNA of Lodderomyces elongisporus, 1854 nucleotides long. RefSeq names its product siderophore transporter (gene SIT1). The record is from RefSeq and is a predicted model, not a curated record. The transcript has a single exon. Gene Ontology annotation, biological process: transmembrane transport; intracellular iron ion homeostasis. Gene Ontology annotation, molecular function: siderophore-iron transmembrane transporter activity. Bases 1 to 1854 code for a protein of 617 amino acids. Lineage: Eukaryota; Fungi; Ascomycota; Pichiomycetes; Serinales; Debaryomycetaceae. Gene Ontology annotation, cellular component: plasma membrane; vacuolar membrane; endosome.